Molecule: messenger RNA, 309 nt
Organism: Ustilaginoidea virens
Lineage: Eukaryota; Fungi; Ascomycota; Sordariomycetes; Hypocreales; Clavicipitaceae
Exons: 2
Coding region: 1-309 (102 amino acids)
Source: RefSeq, a predicted model, not a curated record
AUGUCCCAGAGCUUCGGAUUCGCAUUCGCAUGCGUGCUUUGUGAUGAUCCGUGUGCGGCGGAGUUGCGGAGUUGCGGACCGGGCAAAUUCUCUGCAAACUGUCCACCGUGGAUAUACCAGGUCGGCCCUCGAAAAGGGCUGCUGCUCAGGACCCCUGCGAAUAAGCGCCGAGCUGUUCCUUCUUCGCGGGCCACUGCCCGCUGGAGCCUGCUUGGACCCUUGGCAAGAAUGCUCUGCGCCGUGCCGUAUCGUGUUGAAAAUCACUCGCCGAGAUGGGUUGCAUCCGCUGACUCAGAUGGUGACGACUGA